Priceomyces carsonii is the source of this 1419-nucleotide messenger RNA. Its product is annotated as T6SS phospholipase effector Tle1-like catalytic domain-containing protein. The transcript has a single exon. The record is from RefSeq and is a predicted model, not a curated record. NCBI's taxonomy places the organism in Eukaryota, Fungi, Ascomycota, Pichiomycetes, Serinales, Debaryomycetaceae. The coding region runs from base 1 to 1419 and encodes 472 amino acids.
AUGAUUGAACGAGUUGGACUAUUAAACAAUGGCCUAGAAGAGAUGACGGCAACAGCGUGGGAGUUAUAUUCUAAUUGGGAGUAUGCUGGGCAACCUGCUCAGCAAGGGAGUGAGAUAUCUUUAAGCGACCAAUUUAAGGAAACUUUUUCAAGAAAAGACGUUGAUAUUCAUUUCAUGGGACUAUGGGACUCGGUUAACUCUGUUGGGAUACUCAGGGAUCGUUUGUUCCCAUUCACAAUAAGAAGUUCUAUUGUCGAGCAUGUGAGACAUGCAGUAAGCAUAGAUGAAAGACGUGGAAAAUACAAGCAAGUUUUGUUUCAACCAUACAGUUACUUUCCAAACCUCUUCAAUCUAGAUUGCGAAGAUUGUGAAGAUUGUGAAGAUAUGGAAAGUGAUCAGAUGGAAACUUCCCUGGAUACUAAUAGUAACUCGCCACUAUUAACGCAUAAUAGAAUUAAUCAAAAUAAGAAAAGUUCUUUCUCUAGUAUCGGUAAAUUCCUAUCUAAUAUUGUUAACAGUGUUAAAAAAUCGAGACUUCCAAGUAUACCAUCUGAAGAUGUUGUUGAAUUGUUUUUUAGUGGCAGUCAUAGCGACUGCGGAGGUGGUUGGCCGAAGGAUCUAAAUGGGCAGUAUCUAUCUGAUAUACCCUUGCGGUGGAUCUUACUGGAAGCCAUCAAAUUUGGAAUAAAAUUCAAAGAAGGCUCAAUACAUGAAUUCAAUGAAAAACAUCCUGUCACAGCUAGUCUAUUUUCAUGUCAUCACGAUUUACUUUCUACAAAGAGAGAACAACCAAUGAUGCACUAUAGAGUAAGUAUAUUAGAACGUAUCAAAAAGACGCUAAGGAUAGGAUCUAAAAAUCGAAAAUUAAAUUUCCAGCAACUUGUACAACAAAUUGAAAUUGGUCCAAGAAUUGAUAAGAGCCCAAAAUUGCCCGUAGUUCAGCCUCUGACACAUUCAGAGGCCACGACACCAGUACCUUUACCUAAAUUUACCAUAAGGCUUUUUGAUUCCAGGUGUGAUGAGUACCUUUGGACAUCACUUUUUUGGUGGCUAAUUGAACUAUUGCCAAUUGGAUAUAAAAUUGAAAAUACUGAUGGCAAGUGGAGAAGAGUCUAUAUUCCCAAUUUUGGAAGACACCGGAAACUCCCUAAGAACGUCUCGUUACACUGGAGUGUAUUUUAUAGACUCAAAUUCGUCGAAGACUAUAACCCUAGAAAUUUACCUAAAGAUUUGGGAUCAAAAUUCCGGGAUCUGAUCAAAGACUUCAAAGACUUAUUUAAAGAAGAUGACAUAGAAGGCUUGAUCGAAGAUUUAACCAUCGAAAAGAUAAAGACGGAUAAGCAUAUAAACAAAAACAAUAUCUGGACAAAAACACCAGACGAGUUGAAGCCUUUGUUAGAUAAGUUUCCUGAUUUGUAG